AUGGAUUCCCAGACGGAAAUGUUUUUGCAGAUCGUGAGACAAGAACUUAAAGCACAAACCACCAUCUUAACCGCAACAAUGGAUGAAAAGCUAAAACCUCUUGCUGAAGAGAACAAAAUACUUACAGAUGAAGUUACAAAGCUUAAAACGAAAGUUCAUAACCUAGAACGAGAUAUAAGGAAAAACAAUAUAAUAUUACAUGGAUUAGAGGAAACAGAGGAAAACAGCUCAGAAUUAAUGGAAUUAGUCAUAGAAACCCUGAACAGCGUAGGAAAAGGAACCAAAAUCCACGAGUUUGACAAAUGGGAAAUAAGCGACGUUCGAAGACUUGGUAAAAAACAAGAACAGAAACGAAGACCUGUGCUAAUGAAGCUUACCCUUGCCUGGAGAAAAAUAGAGAUCCUAAAAAAUAAUAAAUAUCUCCCUGAGAAUAUAUAUGCUACCGAAGACUUCCCUAAGGAUAUACUGCAGAUUAGGAAGGAGCUGAAACAAAAACAAAAGGAGGAAAUAGAAAAAGGAAAUGUGGCCCUGCUAAAAUACGAUAGAAUCAUAAUCAAAGGGAAAGAAAACCCAGACAAAAGCAAAGAAAAGAGGAAACACCAAGCAAACAAGCCCAGGAAGAGGAGAUUAUACAAAAGAGUUACGGAGCUCAGAAAUGCCCUAAAAGAAAUCAAAUGGGAUAUUCUAGGCCUGUGUGAAACAAGGAGAUUAGGUACCAACAUCAAUGAAUAUGACGACUUCAUUCUAUUCUCAGUAGGCGAGACAAAAGGCCAAUACGGCGUGGGCUUUCUAGUUAAAAAGGAACUAAAAAAACAUAUCCUCGAAUUCAAAGGCAUAUCAGAAAGAGUGGCAGUAUUGAGACUGAAAAUACCUGGGUACAAGGACAACUGGACUAUAAUACAAGUAUACGCACCAACGGACUCUGCCGAAGAAACGAAAAAAGACAUUUUAUAUGAACAACUCUCCUUAACUAUUGGCCAAGCUGAUAAAAACAUGAUUGUUAUGGGAGAUUUCAAUGGAAAAAUAGGGACACAACAACAAGGAGAAGAGGCCACCAUUGGUAAUUACGGGAUAGGAAAAAGAAACGGAAAUGGUGAACGAGUAGUAUCUAUGGCCAAAGAAAACAAUCUCGCUCUUUUGAGUAGUUUCUUCAAAAAUAAGCCUGAAAGGAAGUGGACUUGGAAGUCACCGGACGGAGUUUACAAAAAUGAAAUCGACCAUAUUGCCACUAACCAACGAAAAGUAUUUAUGAAUGUCGAAGUCAUCAACCAAUUUAACUUCUACACUAAUCACAGAAUGGUCAGAGCUACACUAUAUCCAAAAGCAAGGAACAAGACAAGAAGACAUUUCAAUUUUCACCAACACACGCUCCAGCACACAAGAAACAGAAACACAAGUGAUCCCAGUGACUUUCAAAACACCUACGACAGAGAAACCAGUGAAAUGUUUAACACCACAACAACAACAAAAGAAAGGAAGGACGUAUUGAGCUCAAAAACGAAAACACUAAUUGCAGAAAGAAAAGAACUAUUUAAAAUGAAAAAAGACCCGACCACCUCGAAAGCCAUUACCAAACUAAGCAAGGAAAUCAGCAACAGUAUAAGAAAGGAUAAGGAAAAUCGGAAGAUGGACAGCAUAAAUUACCAUAUAGCUAGGACAGGAGGAAUAAGGAAAGCUCUGAAAGACCUGCAAGAAUCUAAAGCCUGGAUACCGAGAAUUAAAAAUAAAGAUAAGAAACAAACAACAAAAAGGACAUCUAUUCUCAACACCGCCACUAGCUUUUAUAAGGACCUGUUAUGUACUCAAGUGAAAACAUCCAAGAAACACAAACCAUAUUCGAAGAUAUCAACGAUGAAGUCAUCCCGCCCAUACUAG
Messenger RNA from Cydia fagiglandana, 1875 nucleotides. RefSeq lists its product as uncharacterized. Gene Ontology annotation, molecular function: catalytic activity. Gene Ontology annotation, biological process: chromatin remodeling. Gene Ontology annotation, cellular component: nucleus. The coding region runs from base 1 to 1875 and encodes 624 amino acids. The transcript is spliced from 2 exons. Lineage: Eukaryota; Metazoa; Arthropoda; Insecta; Lepidoptera; Tortricidae. The record is from RefSeq and is a predicted model, not a curated record.